This is a messenger RNA of Theobroma cacao (cacao), 2324 nucleotides long. Its product is annotated as cytochrome P450 710A1-like. NCBI's taxonomy places the organism in Eukaryota, Viridiplantae, Streptophyta, Magnoliopsida, Malvales, Malvaceae. The record is from RefSeq and is a predicted model, not a curated record. Gene Ontology annotation, molecular function: oxidoreductase activity, acting on paired donors, with incorporation or reduction of molecular oxygen; monooxygenase activity; iron ion binding. Gene Ontology annotation, biological process: sterol metabolic process.
CAGAUGAGAACAUGGAAAAGCCGAUUUUCUAUUUUCUUCUUUCAGGAAAAGGGGGAAAAAGAAGAAACCCUUCUACUUUGUCUUAAUCGAAAUACGCUGACUAUGCCACUUCACCUCCCACCUUUUUCCAGCUGGACCGCUAUUCCCCUUCAUCCGCCGUCCUAUUUAUCCACCCCACAAACCUCCCUAUCCUCUUCUCCUCCCCCGUAGGUGCUUCCCUUGUUCUCUCUUCCUCCCCGCCUCCGCUGGUCCAGUCUCUCCGUACAAAGUAAAGUAAAAUGUGUAAAACCGCAUUUUACAUGAAGCUCGUUGGGUUGUGCUUCAGUCACCAGACACUCUUUAAUUGAAAAUUCAAACCCAUAAACCUCUCUCUUUCUCCUUUGACUACCACUUCCCUUCUUCACCCUCUAUUUAAACCCUUCUUGCUCCAUCAAUUUCCUCUCAAACAGAAACUUUAAAAAGAAAAAGAAAAAUGACUUCUUUUCUAUCCUUUCUUUCUUCUUUAACUCCAUAUUUGGUCACCUUUUUCGUUCUUGUACUUUUUUUGGAACAGAUCUCUUACUUGCGAAAGAAACGAAAUGCCCCUGGUCCAAACAUCGUCCUUCCCUUCUUGGGCAACGCAAUCUCAUUGAUCAGAAAGCCGACAAGAUUCUGGGAGCUUCAAGCUGAGUUGGCAGCUUCCGUUGGAUUUUCCGUUAAUUAUGUCGUCGGCAGAUUCAUCGUCUUUAUCCGAAGCACUGAACUCUCUCACCUUAUCUUCGCCAACGUCCGACCCGAUGCUUUUUUACUUGUAGGACAUCCUUUUGGUAAAAAACUCUUUGGCGAACAUAACUUGAUCUAUAUGUUCGGACAGGAUCACAAAGAUCUCCGCCGUCAGAUCGCUCCUAACUUCACUCCCAGAGCACUGUCAACCUACACCACGUUGCAGCAGAUCAUCAUUCUCAAACACUUAAAAUUAUGGGAGCGUCUUUCCUCGGAAUCGCCGGUGGAGCCGAUUUCUCUCCGCCUUUUAGCUCGCGAGAUGAAUCUAGAAACCUCUCAAACCGUUUUCGUUGGCAGGUAUUUGUCUCGUGAAUCUCGUGAGAAAUUCAGGGACGAUUAUAAUCUUUUCAACACUGGUUUAAUGAAGCUCCCGUUUGAUCUCCCCGGUUUCGCGUUCCGAAACGCCAGGCUGGCAGUUGAGCGAUUGGUCAAAACCCUUACUGAUUGCGCUGCUCAAAGUAAAGAGAGAAUGCUCCAAGGAGACGAGCCUUCUUGUUUAAUCGAUUAUUGGAUGCAAGAAACCGUUAGAGAAAUCACAGAGUCAAAAGCGGCGCCGCCUCGCACCGCCGACGAAGAAAUCGGCAGUUACCUCUUCGACUUCCUCUUCGCCGCACAAGAUGCCUCCACGUCAUCGCUUCUCUGGGCGGUGACGCUCCUCGACUCGCACCCCGAUGUUCUUCGAAAAGUUCGGGAGGAAGUUUCGAGGAUAUGGUCGCCGGAAUCGGAUGUUUUAAUAAGCGCCGAGCAAGUGAGGGAAAUGAAGUACACGCAAGCGGUGGCGCGUGAGGUGGUGAGAUAUCGAGCGCCAGCGACGUUAGUGCCGCACAUUGCGAUAGAGGACUUCCCGUUGACCGGGUCGUACACGAUUCCGAAGGGCACGAUUGUUUUCCCAUCGGUUUAUGAGUCGUCAUUCCAAGGGUUUACGGAGGCUGACCGGUUCGAACCGGAGCGGUUCUCGGAGGAGAGGCAAGAGGACGUGAUUUUCAAGCGGAACUACCUGGCGUUCGGGGCUGGACCACACCAGUGUGUGGGCCAAAGGUACGCCUUGAAUCAUCUGGUUCUGUUCAUUGCCAUGUUCGCCACGUUGCUCGAUUUCAAGAGGCACCGGACUGACGGCUGUGAUGAAAUCAUGUAUUGUCCUACCAUUUGUCCGAAAGACGGGUGCAAGGUUUUCCUCUCUCGGCGGUGCGCACGCUAUCCUAAUCUCUCUAUUAAUUGACCAAAAUGCCCUUCUUUUAUUCCCUUGUUCUCUUUUCUCCGUGGCUUGGUGCUCUGCUGGGGUUGUCGUUGUUUCCCACGUUCUUCAAGGGGUGGAACAGUCAAACGUUGUUCUCGUUAAUGAUUCUUUGUGUGUGUGGGGUACGUGUAUAGAGAAGUUGAUGAACGCUUCAGAUAUAUUCUUUAAAAAAAAAAAAAUUGUGUUGGAGACAUUGAUUGGGGGCUAAUUGGGUUGGUGUUUGUUUUAGGCGUCAAAUAAAAAUGUACUUCAAAACUUCAAUCAGAUUGUCCUUUGUAUCUCACUGUUACAUUGUUUCAUAGAAUUUGAUUCUAUUUUCAAUUAA